This is a messenger RNA of Loxodonta africana (African savanna elephant), 4770 nucleotides long. It is a transcript of the gene FBXW8, whose product is annotated as F-box and WD repeat domain containing 8. The record is from RefSeq and is a predicted model, not a curated record. The coding region runs from base 66 to 1868 and encodes 600 amino acids. The transcript is spliced from 11 exons. Gene Ontology annotation, molecular function: protein binding. Lineage: Eukaryota; Metazoa; Chordata; Mammalia; Proboscidea; Elephantidae.
AGGAGGCACUGUGCCGUGGCACCUGGCUGUGCGGAGGAAGACGCGGAGAAGCGCGAGCGCCCGCGAUGGAUAAUCACGGACUGGAGGAGUUCCGCCGGCGCUGGCAGGAGGAGCUGGCGCAGGCCCAGGCGCUGAAGAAGCGGCGGCGGCCCGAGACUGCCGAGCGGCGGCCACGGCGGCCCGAGUUAGUUCCCGGGCGCGGCGAGCAGGCCUCGGGGUACCUGGCACUGGCCCAGGGCCUCCUGGAGGGCGCGGGGCGACCCCCGGCAGCGCGGGCCACCCAGGCUGAGAGGCAGGACGCGGCGAGUCGUUCUCGCUCCCCUCAGGGCCGCGAGGACACCGAGGGAGGGGACCAGCUGUUGGACCAGCUCAUUCGCGACCUGAAUGAAAUGGAUGAUGUGCCCUUCUUUGAUGUCCAACUGCCUUACGAAUUGGCAAUUAAUAUAUUUCAGUACCUGAACAGGAAGGAUCUUGGAAGGUGUGCGCAGGUGAGCAAGACGUGGAAGGUGAUUGCAGAAGAUGAAGUGCUCUGGUACAGACUGUGCCAGCAGGAAGGGCACCUUCCCGAGAGCAGCAUCUCUGAUUAUUCUUGCUGGAAGCUCAUCUUCCAAGAGUGCCGAGCCAAGGAACACAUGUUAAGGACCAACUGGAAGAAUCGAAAAGGUGCUGUGAGUGAGCUGGAACACAUUCCCGACGCAGUUUUAUGUGAUGUACAUUCCCAUAAUGGAGUCGUCAUUGCUGGAUAUACAUCAGGGGACGUGAGGGUGUGGGACACCCGCACCUGGGACUACAUAGCCCCCUUCCUGGAAUCAGAGUAUGAGGAGGACGAGCCUGGAAUGCAGCCAUAUGUCUCCUUUGUGAAGAUAAACAGCUCGCUGGCGGUAGCAGCUUAUGAGGAUGGAAUUCUUAAUAUUUGGGAUCUAAGGACUGAUAGGUAUCCCAUUCAUCGUUUUGAGCAUGAUGCAAGAAUCCAGGCGCUGGCCCUCAGCCGGGAAGAUGCCACUGUUGCCACAGCUUCCGCCUUUGAUGUCAUAAUGUUAUGCCCUAAUGAAGAAGGAUAUUGGCACAUAGCUGCAGAAUUUGAAGUUCAGAAACUGGUUGACUACCUUGAAAUAGUUCCAGAUACCGGAAGGUACCCUGUGGCAAUAGCGACUGCUGGAGAUCUGGUCUACCUGCUAAAAGCUGAAGACUCUGCCCGAACCCUUCAUUACGUCUACGGCCAGCCUGUCACAUGUCUUGAUGUCUCAGCCAACCAAGUUGCUUUUGGCGUGAAGAGUUUGGGAUGGGUAUACGAAGGAAACAAGAUCCUGGUGUGCAGCCUGGAAGCCGAACGCUGCAUCUCGAAGCUGGGUAAUGCACUUGGUGACUUCACGUGCGUCAACCUCCGAGACAGUCCUCCCAGUCUCAUGAUCAGCGGCAACAUGGACAGGAGGGUGAGGAUCCAUGACCUCCGCACUGACAAAAUCGCCCUGUCGCUCUCUGCCCACCAACUCGGAGUCUCCUCAGUCCAGAUGGACGACUGGAAGAUUGUCAGCGGAGGCGAGGAGGGCCUCGUCACUGUGUGGGAUUACCGGAUGAAUCAAAAGCUGUGGGAGGUGCAUUCCCGGCACCCCGUUCGUCACAUCGCCUUUAACAGCCACAGCCUCAUCACAGCCAACGUGCCCUACGAGAGGGUAGUUCGCAACUCCGACCUGGACAACUUUGCCACUCACAGGAGGCACCGGGGGCUGAUCCAUGCCUAUGAGUUUGCAGUGGACCAGCUGGCCUUCCAGAGUACUCUGCCCAUCUGCCGCUCGUCUUACAUCAGCAUGGCUGGCUACAACUACGACCUCGCGCUCACCUUUCCCUAUGACAGUAUUAGGGAGUGACCUCAGUUGGGAGCAGGGAGAAAACGAGAAGAACCAAUUUUAUGAAGUCUAAAACCACAGAGGAACAGUGCACUGGGCUUUCAGUGAUAAGGAAAGAAAGCAACCCCAGGGUGAUACCACAUCUUCCUGUCUUGCCUUCGCUUGUCCCCUUUGACAGGUCAUUCUGACAGGUCAUUCUCUAGCUGGCCAUGGAAAUGGAGUCUGUCAUGGUGUGUUUCUUCUUAGCCUGUUCUCUCUCUGCUGCUCGCAGAUGACUCAAAUUUCUGUCUCCUUCCCCCACACCCUCCAGACGUGACAUCUCCUCCUGUCCUUCCACACGUCUCCCUCUAGCCUGGUCUUAGGGAGUGACAGCACUGUUGCCUUGCACAAGCCAGUGCUGGGAUCACACACUCCCAGAUGCCUCAUAGGCCCCCCUGCAUCGUCCUACACACCUUCAGGCAAGGCCAGAAUCAUCACGGCCUUGCUGGCUAUCUUUCCACUCUCCAAACUCCUUCCUCUUUUUUUUGGCGUCUUUGGAUGGGCUGGUCUCUGGGCCAGCAAGACCCUCCCAUCUCCCUGUCCUUUGGAUCUCAGCUCAGCCCCUUACUCAGGGUGGCCUUCUUUGACCCCCACCCUCUAUAAAUUUGCUGUAGUGCUACUUUUUCUUAACAGCAGUUACCGUGGUUUAGGAUGAUGUGUUUAUAUAUCAUUACUGACUCUCUUGCUUACUCUUGGGUCCAGAAGACAGGAUGCAAAGUAGAUACAUUCUGACUAUUCGUUGACUAAACCCAGUCCUCCACGUGGAACGGACAGUGGUUCCACAGGAGAGAAUGAGUGAGAAGAGGCGUAGGUACGGGAGGAACCAUUAUCACCAUUACCUUAAACUGCUGAGAUAACACAGGACAACCCAAGACAGCUGUUCAGUUUAAUACAUAAAUGUCACCUCCAAAGUACAACAAGCACAAGCUGUUGCUUUCUCUUGAUUUAGAUUUGUUCUAAGCUGCAGCCCCCGUAGUGUCCACCUAAUAAACCUUCAAAUUAUCAAGGCAAAAAUGGAAAGAACUACAAAGAAAAAAAUCCAUACUCAUAGUGGGUGGUCAUCAGAUCAAAUCAGUAAGAAACUUCAGGGUACGCAGGACUUGCCUAAUAAAAUGAACAAGCUUGAACCAAUAGGUGUGUAUAGGAUGUUGUGUUUCCAGUAUCUGCAGACCAUACACAAAUGACAGGUGUGAAGGCCUCAACGGAAAGCUCUGAUCCCACAAAGAUUGAUGCCCCGCCACCAGAUCCACUGAGCCCCACCCCAGAGAAUCAGAAAGCACAAAACCGUAACAGGAAAAUGUUCCAGACACUUCUGCAUUACCUUGGGUCUAAAGAGAGAAAUAAAAACAAACUAUAAACCUCUCCACACCUGAACGGCAGUGUGAGCACAGAAUGUCAAAACCCGUGGGGUGCAGCUGAGAUGAGACAGAGAUGUUACGGCUUUAAGAGAGACUAACUAAGACAAACCGAAUAAAUGAACUGCCCCCUUAGAAAGCUUAACCAAGGAGGAAAGCAUGUAUUAAUGAAAUAGAAAGCCAACAGAUGGUAAUCUUUAAAGCCUUUCAAGAGGAAUUUUUUCAAAAGACAAAAUAUAUAAUUCUUGAUAAUUCUUGAUAAAGAAAAAAGAUGCAAGGGACCAUCAAAUAAAAAAGGAGAUAACUCGGUGGGGGAUACAGAGUAAGGGCUUUUAACGUGCAGAUCACGUGCCCACCCUGAUCCAAGAGAAAAGCUAAGUUUUUCCAUGGUAUAUGCUGGGAAGUGCUUGCCAUCACUCAAAGGCCCGGAACUUUGGAGUCAUGAAGGUUUUGGAAGGUUUUUCAGAUUGCUUAAGAUGUUUAGUCGUUGAAAAAGUGCCACCCCAUAUCCGACUAGAAAGGAAAACCAGGCCAGAUGAAGAGCCACGCCUGGGAAGCAUCUCUUAACCCAGAGAGCAUGCUUUAUUUCAGACAGCCUUCCUGCGACGGUUGACUUGACAGGAUGGCUUUCUGUUUCCUCUCAACCAAAUGGCUUCCAACAUGAAGCCAGUCCCUGGCAAGCAAAUGAGAUUUUUACUUAUUCUCACCAUCCUGUGGUGGCCUGACCCCAAGUGACCUCACUUUAUAAGGCUGUAAUCCAGACGUACUCUUUUUCUCUCUCAGUCCCAGUGCAGCCUGCACCUGGCUGGACCACUGCCUAACACAUCUUUUUUCUUUUCAAGAAGGAGCCCCUUGCCAUCUGAGUUCACAUUUCCUAGCUUUACAGCAAUUAAAGAUAAUUUAAAGAUUUAAAAGAAAGUAGGCCCAGAAAACUUUACAAAAAGUAACAGACACCAGAGUCAUAAACUAUUGUUAUCCACUGCUAACAGCUGGUCCCGUGUGAAAGUGUGACCAGCACAGGCUUCUUUCCCCAAGCUGUUUGGGACAUUUCUCCCAAUUGUGAAAACUUGCCUGGGUUUCACGGAGGACAGUUUACUGGACCCAAACUGGGAGCUUUGAGCACACCAGCCUUAGUGUUUGCUGCUGCAGACCUUGGCAUCCCGGGAGAAGAGAGUGCGCCCUGGUGGGGGAAAGACAGGUGCCCCUUCGUAAUCGACCUUUACCCAAACGUAAAAGUGGCCCAUGUCCCUCUCCUGCCAGCCACCUUACCUUUAUACCUGCUGGCUCUUUGAGGGGAGCAUCUUUUGCAAGUUGUCACUGAGUUUUUAGCAGAUCUAGUUUUCUUCAUUAGCUCUUCUGCUUCUCAAACUCUUUGACCACCAUGUCUCCUAGAGACAACAGACUGAGAUCUGCCACUGGGGAAGCUGGAGGCGAAACCCCUCAGGUUUUCUGUCUUACCUUCCAACGCUGUAUAACUUUUGCUUUCCACUUUAUCCAUGUCUGUUUUGGUAUUAAAACUCUGCAGUUUA